This is a messenger RNA of Dracunculus medinensis (Guinea worm), 1335 nucleotides long. The record is from the annotation of a GenBank genome assembly. NCBI's taxonomy places the organism in Eukaryota, Metazoa, Nematoda, Chromadorea, Rhabditida, Dracunculidae.
AUGCACCAGCUGUUGCGAAAAGUUGUGGCGCUUAAAUGUCGAUCGGCGUUAUCAACAAUUUCGAAGCCUUAUUAUGAUAUAGUGAUAGUUGGUGGCGGAAUGGUUGGAAAUGCUAUGGCAAUUUCUCUAAGUUUAUCAAAUUCACUGAAAGCAAAAAAAGUUUUGCUAAUCGAAUCGGGAAAUAUCGUACCACUGGUUAAAACUCCGAUUUACAGCAAUCGAGUUUCAGCAGUUGCGCUUUCUUCAGUCGAAUUUCUUAAGGAAUUAGGCAUUUGGGAUGAUUUGGUGCGGUACAGAAUAAAAAAAGUUGAUCGUCUCCAGGUUUUAGAUAGCUGUUCUCAAUCGGAAAUAAAAUUACAACAAUCUGAUUAUGGAAAAGAAGUGGCAUAUAUAAUCGAGAACAACGCAAUUAUCAAUUCAAUGUUUUGUUAUCUUCAACAAGCUAGUACUGUUGAUUUGAAAAUGAAAAUGGAAAUAGUUGAAGUUUGCAUUCCAGAUUCAUUAAAAGAUUUAGCAACACUCAAACUUAGCGAUGGAACUGAAAUCGAAACUUCGCUUGUUAUUGGUGCAGACGGUUUAAAUAGUAAGGUAAGACAGUUGCUGAAAGUAGACUGUACUGAAUGGGAAUAUGGCCAAAAGGGUGUCGUUGCAACGCUUGAAUUGCAAGCUAGCAGCGGAAACAACGUGGCAUGGCAAAGGUUUAUGCCGACUGGUCCAAUUGCUUUACUUCCAUUAAGUGAUAAACACAGUUCACUAGUGUGGUCGACAAGUAAUCAACACGCUGACAUGCUUUUAAACACCUCAAAAUACCAGAAUCCAGCCACGAACAAUUUAUUGACACUAGUCAACAAAGGGAUUAGCACGAUUUUGCACUUGGAAUCGCAGCCAGCACCAAUUCCGCCCGUGAUACUGUCGUUACAAACAGACACACGGGCAGCAUUUCCUCUCGGUUUUCGCCAUUGCCACACCUACAUUACUCGGCGCGCUGCACUUAUAGGCGAUGCCGCGCACCGCCUACAUCCAUUAGCCGGACAAGGAGUUAAUAUCGGCUGGAAUGACGUUGCCAUCCUAACCAAGUGCCUCAAGAAAUGCGCCAACGAUGGAAGCGAUCUUGGGUCACUGUGCUAUUUAUCCGAAUACGACCGCGAAAGCAGACUAUACAAUUUACCAAUGCAGCUGGCUUGCGACUGGAUCAACCGCUUAUACCGCUCUAGUACUACACCUGUCGUUAUGGCCAGAUCCCUCGGACUAUACGCGAUCAACAUGUUAACACCACUAAGAGUACUUACGCCUUUUCCCGUUUACCACGUUCUGAAUGUGUCUGAUCGAGUUUAA